This is a messenger RNA of Mucor mucedo, 990 nucleotides long. RefSeq lists its product as uncharacterized. Bases 38 to 907 code for a protein of 289 amino acids. The record is from RefSeq and is a predicted model, not a curated record. NCBI's taxonomy places the organism in Eukaryota, Fungi, Mucoromycota, Mucoromycetes, Mucorales, Mucoraceae. The transcript is spliced from 2 exons.
CUUUUUUAUCUUUUUCUUUUUUUGUUUAUUUAUAUAAAUGAGUUUAACCUCUAGCGCCACACCUUUUGAGUGGUUACCGAUGCCUAGCGGCAUUUCACUGACAGGACAUUCUUUUACGGACGACUUAUUAAAACAAUUUGAUAAUAGACGAAGGUCGCUUAUAGACGAUAAUGAUGACGUUAUAUCGAUACCAAAGUCUGUAGAACAUAGCAUUAUUGUCGCGUCGUUGCCUAUAGUUGAAUCUCGUGCAUCAUCCACAUCGUCGAUACAAGCAGUAGCAAGCGAUGAUACAGCAAGCAAACAAUCAGAGAAACCGAGAGAUUUACAAAGAAAAUCAUCUGUACAUUUAAGGAAUAAAUUUAAUGAUGGGUUUCACCAUCAUCCACAAACAGAGCAACAAAUAGAGCAACCUCGUGCAUCAACGCUUUUUAAUAGCUGGACCCUUAAACGAAAGAAGAAAUUCCACCAUGUACCUACACAAGAUAUCACAUUCAAUCAGUCAGAAGAUGAACCACUUUCGAAAAUUGCCAUCCAUACUACGAUUCAUAUGAACCCAGUCAAUCAUCAACCAGCGGCCAGCGUGAUACAGCCACCUGUAAUCACUCAGUAUCCACCCAAGCCAUUAAAGUAUUCACCUGUAGAACCCCUACCCACAUAUGCAGGAACAGAUACAGACACCUCACAUACAACUAAUACUCGACGAAAAACGCUGCAACGAUUAUCCCUUCCUUUAUUAAAGCUGACCGCUUCCUCACAACCCGCACGAACCAUACAGCGAAGGAGAUCAGAUUCGGAUUUAUUAAAUCAACCAACACCACCCGUAACAAAAAACUUAUUUCGUUCUAUCAGUAAACGAUGGAGUAAACUGAUAUGUACCUGUAAAAACAGAGGCAUCAGAAAAAAGUAAAACACCCACUCUAUGUUAAACUAUGCAAAAAUAUAUGUCACAAAUAACUUAUUUAAUACAAACGUCCUUCAUUUAUCCUUCCU